GGCGAGCGGUCGAAGCCACGGACAGACGCCAUGAGGGCUCUGCUGCUCCUGGGGCCUCUGCUGCUGAGCCUGGAGCCGGUGCUUCCGACUCCACCUUGGAAAGGCCCCAAGGGGCACAAGCAGAAGCGCAGGGCGGAUGAACAGGCCGUCGUUCUCACUGUCACCGGAGAGCCCUGCCACUUCCCCUUCCGGUACGAACGGCAGCUGUACCACAAAUGCACCCACAAGGGCCGACCUGGCCUGCGGCCCUGGUGUGCUACUACCCCAACCUUCGAGCAGGACCAACGAUGGGCGUACUGCGUGGAGCCCAAGACAGUGCAAGACCACUGCAGCAAACACAACCCCUGCCAGCAGGGAGGGACCUGUGUGAACACUCGAAGGGGCCCCCACUGCCUCUGUCCAGAACACCUCACCGGGAAGCACUGCCACAGAGAGAAGUGCUUUGAGCCCCAGCUUUUCCAGUUCUUCCAUGAGAAUGAAACAUGGCAUAAGCUGGAGCCGGCAGGUGUGGCCAAGUGCCAGUGCCAGGGUCCCCAAGCCCACUGCAAGCCGCUGGCCAGCCAGGUCUGCCGCAAGAACCCAUGCCUCCACGGGGGCCGCUGCCUAGAGGCGGAGGGCCACCACCUGUGCCGUUGUCCCAAGGGCUAUGGAGGACACAUCUGCGACGUGGACCUUGAGGCCAGCUGCUAUGAAGGCAGAGGAAUCAGCUACCGAGGUGCCGCUGGGACCACGGUCUCGAACGCACAGUGUCAGCCGUGGACCUCGGAGGCCACCUACCGGAACCUGACGGCAGAGCAAGCACUGAACUGGGGACUGGGCGACCAUGCCUUGUGCCGGAACCCGGACAAUGACACCCGCCCGUGGUGUUUCGUGCGGAGAGGUGCCCGGCUGAGCUGGGAAUAUUGCAGCCUACCACGGUGCCAAGCUCCAGCACCCGCAAAGCCCCGGUCCCCGCUUCCACCCCAACCCCGCCACGAGCUCCUGGGCCACACUAUGCCGUUGGUUUUAGCAACUGCCAAACCUCUGCUCAAGCCUGCAGUCUCGCGCCCGCCGAGGACCGAACCAGUGGGCUGUGGCCAGCGGCUCCGGAAACGGCUGCCCUCACUGAGCCGUGUCGUCGGGGGACUGGUGGCGCUGCCCGGCGCGCACCCUUACAUCGCCGCGCUGUACUGGGGCCACAAUUUCUGCGCCGGCAGCCUCAUCGCCCCCUGCUGGGUGCUGACCGCGGCUCACUGCCUGCAGAACCGGCCGGCGCCCGAGGAGCUGACUGUGGUGCUGGGCCAGGACCGCCAUAACCAGAGCUGUGAGCAGUGCCAGACACUGCCCGUGCGCACGUACCACCUGCACGAGGCCUUUUCGCCUGUCACCUACCAGCACGACCUGGCGUUGGUGCGCCUGCAGGAGAGCGCGGACGGCCGCUGCGCGCGCCUGUCGCCCUCCGUGCGGCCCGUUUGCCUGCCGAGCAGCGCCUCCGACCCCACGGAACCCGAGGCCGUGCUCUGUGAAGUAGCCGGUUGGGGUCACCAAUUCGAGGGGGCGGAGGAAUACGCCAGCUUUCUGCAGGAGGCGCAGGUGCAGCUCAUCCCCCGCGAGCGCUGCUCCUCCCCCAGCAUGCACGGCGCCGCCUUUGCCCCCGGCAUGCUGUGCGCCGGCUUCCCCGAGGGCGGCGUGGACGCGUGCCAGGGUGACUCCGGGGGCCCGCUGGUGUGUGAGGAGGAGACCGCAGAGCGCCAGCUCGUCCUGCGAGGCGUCGUCAGCUGGGGCUCGGGCUGUGGCACCCGCAACAAGCCGGGUGUGUACACCGACGUGGCCAACUACCUGCCGUGGAUCCGGGAGCACACCGCUUCCUGACCGCCCGGGAACGCGUCUUCCGCCUCGGCGACUCUGGAAUGGGAAGGUGGCCGGACACGAUCCUGGACGGCAAGGAUGGUGCUCCAGCGCCGCCCUCCCCGCGCCAGGCAUGGCAUAAACAAUCAAUAAAGCGCUUUUGGC
Pteronotus mesoamericanus is the source of this 1992-nucleotide messenger RNA. RefSeq names its product coagulation factor XII (gene F12). The record is from RefSeq and is a predicted model, not a curated record. Gene Ontology annotation, molecular function: calcium ion binding; serine-type endopeptidase activity. The transcript is spliced from 14 exons. The coding region runs from base 31 to 1851 and encodes 606 amino acids. Gene Ontology annotation, biological process: zymogen activation; blood coagulation. Gene Ontology annotation, cellular component: extracellular region; rough endoplasmic reticulum. NCBI's taxonomy places the organism in Eukaryota, Metazoa, Chordata, Mammalia, Chiroptera, Mormoopidae.